AGACGUUAGCUCAUAGCUAACAUGAGUGAGCCUGACUCAGUGAUUACAUAAUUGCUUUUUCUGAAACCUAGAUCUACAAAUAAAUAUUGAUUUAAACCUUUACGACACGAAUAUUUCAGACAGAUCUAGACUCUAUGACAUUCUACACGCAAGAAAAUAGACGAUCUUUGUAUGAAAGGAUUUGUAAUUCCGAUUCUAUUUUUAGAUGGCUUUAAAAAAUGAAUCCAGUAUGAUGAGUCAGGAGGAUAUAGCAGCCUUAUUUAGAGGGCACCAUGAGGUCGAAGAGUGUGAGACCCUGGAAAACGACCCCCAGACAAACUUCGAAAACUGCAAAAAGAAAGAUUUCCACCGUGAGUUAAUACCUGUAAAUGAAUUAAACGAAAGCAACUUCCCAGACCGUUACCGGAAUAAGAAAGUCCUUGAAGUUGUUAAAAAGCUUACGAAUUUGACUGUAAUGGUAGUGGUGAAAUUUACCAGCUCAGCUAGACCCGACUUCUCAGAAGAUAAAAUUCCAUACCCAAGUUAUAAAUAUAGAGGGACAUAUAUUUCAAGAAACGGCACUGGGAGAAUUCGCAUGGUCAAGAAAUGUCCAGAAGAUAGCGUCAAAACUUGCCCAUGUUCGAAAUGUAAAACAUCCGGCACGCCCAAAACAUCGUGGGGGGAAAUCACCGUCCAUACAGCGACCCACGUGGUGUUUGACGAAAGUGAGGCUGUCUACACCACUUGUGUAGUAGACUACGACUUUGAUAAACAAUCGAGCCUGGAGAUUCAAGUCGUGAAGCUGGAGGAAGGGGACAUCAACCGCGACUGCUGUCGACUGCUUUGCGUCACCCAUGACCUGGAUUUAGUCGAUCGUUUAACGCAGACGAGAAGUGACUUCAUCCAACUAUGCCAGGAAGUCAACGAAAUGUACAAGGAUUUCAGAGACGAGGACAAACUGGCUAUCAUAGUAUCGCACCCCCACGGCCUACCAAAGCGAGUCUCCAUAGGAAAAUGGACAUACAGAAUACGCGAGGGUAGCGAAUUCUCGAAAUACUCAUACACCAACGCCACCUGUCCUGGCAGCAGUGGCGCCACCGUCUACACGAUGGGAGACAAAGAUCUGAUUUCCUUGCACGUGCACAGCGGAACUAAAGACAUGGACGGGAGUUUCAACAACUACAGUGGCGUUGGUUUAGAUAAGUACACAUGGUAAAGUGAACGCGAAUCAUCCCGUUUUAUAAUUGUGGUUAUCGGUAAAGAUGUAAUGUUAUCAGCUACAAAUGUGUGUUGUCAAAUACCAGGUUAACCUGAAUGCUCAUUGAUACUGCUAACGGUAUAGUAAUAGCACGUACAAAAACGUGUGAAGUGAAUGCUAAAUGAAGAUUUGAACAGAACCCAAAGUUAUUGUAGUCUUUAUACUUUCUUCUUCGUUCUUAAUUUUAGUGUUAGAUGGUAUCCCCUCCAACAUAAUUAAAUAUACUUGUCAACUUGUUAUGCGCCAUUGAGGGUUUGUUUCAGCUUGCUUUUUUUUUUUUUGGAUUUGCUUCCAUAGCCUUUGUCCAACC
Messenger RNA from Physella acuta, 1547 nucleotides. RefSeq lists its product as uncharacterized. Lineage: Eukaryota; Metazoa; Mollusca; Gastropoda; Physidae. The record is from RefSeq and is a predicted model, not a curated record.